GUGUGUGAAAGCAACAGGAAGUUUCUUACAGGGUCUGAAUUGAUCGAUCCCACAUGCCACCAGAGUCUCAUCCCUUGUGUCUGCCCUGCCACAAUGUGUUUGCUGGGCUCCGAGUGGUGAAGAGGUCAAGGCAUGAGGCAUCUCUGCUGUCGGCAUGUAAUCACCUGUCUCCAAAAUGCUAGCCAACCAGAAUCUCACUACUAGCAUAUAAAACCCAUGCGAGCAAGCAGCCAUGCCGCAGAAGCGCAGAGCGAUCGCACAAGCAGAGCUCAUCACCGGUGAACUCCGAAGCAGAGCAGCCAGAGCCAGCCACCAUGGAAGUGGCCGCCGCCGCACGAGACCUCCUCGCCCCCGGCGCCCUCCCCGCCCUCCUCCUCCUCCUCCUCGCCGCCCUCUACGCGCUGCGCCGCCGCGCCGGCGGCGGCCUCCGCCUCCCGCCGAGCCCGCUGGCGCUGCCCUUCCUGGGCCACCUCCACCUCCUGGCCCCGCUCCCGCACCAGGCGCUGCACCGCCUCGCCGCGCGCCACGGCCCGCUCCUCUACCUCCGCCUGGGCUCCGUGCCCGCCGUCGCCGCCUGCUCCCCGGACGCCGCCCGCGAGGUGCUCAAGACCCACGAGGCCGCGUUCCUCGACCGCCCCAAGCCGGCGGCGGUGCACCGCCUCACGUACGGCGGGCAGGACUUCUCCUUCUCGGCGUACGGGCCCUACUGGCGCUUCAUGAAGCGCGCGUGCGUGCACGAGCUCCUGGCGGGGCGCACCCUGGAGCGCCUCCGCCACGUCCGCCGCGAGGAGGUGGCCCGCCUCGUUGCGGCGCUGGCGCGGAGCGCGGCGGGCGGCGCCGCCGUCGACGUGAACGCCGCGCUCAUGGGGCUCACGGGGGACGUCGUCUCCCGGAUGGUGAUGAGCCGGCGGUGGACCGGCGACGACGUCGACACGGAGGAGAUGCGGGCCGUGGUCGCCGAGACCGCCGAGCUCACCGGCGUGUUCAACCUGCAGGACUACAUCGGCGUGUUCAAGCACUGGGAUGUGCAGGGCCUCGGGAAGCGUAUCGACGCCGUGCACCGCAAGUUCGAUGCCAUGAUGGAGCGGAUCCUGACGGCGAGGGACGCCGAGCGGCGGCGGCGGCGGGAGGAGGAGGCCGCCGGCGGCGAGGGAGAGGCAGGCGCCAAGGACGUGCUGGACAUGCUCUUCGACAUGCACGAGGACGAAGCCGCCGAGAUGCGGCUCACCAGGGAUAACAUCAAAGCCUUCAUGCUGGACAUCUUCGCGGCCGGCACGGACACGACGACGAUCACGCUGGAGUGGGCGCUGUCGGAGCUGAUCAACAACCCGGCCGUGCUUCGCCGCGCGCAGGCGGAGGUGGACGCCGUCGUGGGCGCGUCCCGGCUCGCCGACGAGUCGGACGUCCCCAACCUCCCCUACCUGCAGGCCGUCGCCAAGGAGACGCUCCGCCUCCACCCGACGGGCCCGCUGGUGGUGCGCCGCUCCCUGGAGCCCUGCAAGGUCUCCGGCUACGACGUCCCCGCCGGCGCGACGGUGUUCGUGAACGUGUGGGCGAUCGGGCGCGACCCGGCGAGCUGGGCGCCCGACCCGCUGGCGUUCCGGCCGGAGCGGUUCCUGGAGGGCGGGAGCGCCGCCGGGGCGGACGUGCGCGGGGGGCACUUCCACCUGCUGCCGUUCGGGAGCGGGCGGCGGAUCUGCCCCGGCGCGGGGCUGGCCAUGCUGGUGGUGCAGGCGGCGCUGGCCGCCAUGGUGCAGUGCUUCGAGUGGGAGCCGGUGGGGGGCGCGCCCGUGGACAUGGAGGAGGGGCCCGGGCUCACGCUGCCGAGGAAGCGCCCGCUCGUCUGCACCGUCAAGGCCAGGUUCGACCCCAUGCCGGCUCUGGCCGCCGAUGAGGGCGCGGCGGCGGCGGCGGCCGGUGAGGAGUGACGGCGGCAGACGUGUUCAUUCGUCGAGCUGGCAUUGGAUUUGUGUCGUAUGAAAGUGGAACUCUGUUAUAUCUCGAGGUUGGGAUCACCGCAGUAGUUGUAGCUGCUCGUGUAAGCUUUUGUGAUCUUGUGGGCUUGUUGUCGCCAUGGGCCUAUGUUGGGGGUAUCAUUGGUCAACUAAAGGCCACGAAAAUGGAAUGGCUCUCACAGCCCAAAAACUGUUGUAGGUUUUGCAGUCCUAGUUGUCCUGUUGAUCCACGACUUUAUCAGCAA
Messenger RNA from Panicum virgatum (switchgrass), 2200 nucleotides. Its product is annotated as cytochrome P450 93A3-like. Gene Ontology annotation, molecular function: monooxygenase activity; oxidoreductase activity, acting on paired donors, with incorporation or reduction of molecular oxygen; iron ion binding. The coding region runs from base 315 to 1928 and encodes 537 amino acids. NCBI's taxonomy places the organism in Eukaryota, Viridiplantae, Streptophyta, Magnoliopsida, Poales, Poaceae. The transcript is spliced from 2 exons. The record is from RefSeq and is a predicted model, not a curated record.